Molecule: messenger RNA, 1350 nt
Organism: Lasiodiplodia theobromae
Lineage: Eukaryota; Fungi; Ascomycota; Dothideomycetes; Botryosphaeriales; Botryosphaeriaceae
Product: DNA excision repair protein ercc-8 protein
Exons: 2
Coding region: 1-1350 (449 amino acids)
Biological process (GO): proteasome-mediated ubiquitin-dependent protein catabolic process; protein polyubiquitination; transcription-coupled nucleotide-excision repair
Cellular component (GO): nucleotide-excision repair complex; Cul4A-RING E3 ubiquitin ligase complex
Molecular function (GO): protein binding
Source: RefSeq, a predicted model, not a curated record
AUGAAUGCUCUGCUCCUGAACCGCGCGCUGGGCGCCAUAUCGCCGCCAGCCUUUCAGCGUCAUGAGACCACCCGCCUGCUACAUGCUUUGCAGUCCACCUCAGUCCGCUUUGAUGGCUCGGCUGAGCCCGAUAGCGAUGCGCUCCCAGAAGAUGUCAAGGCGCAUGCCGCGGGCGUGAAUGCCAUGACUAUAGACAAGUUCGAGGGGCGAUAUCUUCUGUCUGGUGGCGCCGAUUCAUCCAUCUGCAUGUGGGAUCUCGAGUCCCGUGAAGCUAGCCCGGCCAACACCUUGUACCCGCUGGGAGCAUUGCAAAAAACUUCCAGAGCUCACAGCUUUGGAGUUACGCACGUCUCUUUCUAUCCCUUCGACUCACUCGCUUUUCUCUCCUCUUCCUACGACCACACUCUCAAAAUAUACUCCUCUGAAUCCCUCCAAGUCUCCGCGUCCUUUGAUCUCAACCAUGUCGUCUACUCGCACUCCAUGUCCCCCAUAGCUACCCAUCUCCUUGUGGCCUGUGCCACCCAGCAGCCUGCCGUCCGCCUCGUCGAUCUCCGUUCCGGAGCCGCGACGCACUCGCUUGCCGGCCACGGCGGAGCCGUCCUGUCCACCGCCUGGAGCCCCACCGCCGAGCACGUCGUCGCCAGCGGCGGCGCAGACGGCACCGUCCGCUUCUGGGACAUCCGGCGCAGCGCCGGCUGCCUCGGCCUGCUCGACAAAGAAGACUCGGUCGGCACGGUCGGCUUCGACGGAGUGGGCGGCGGCGCGCGCAAUCGGCAGCAAGGGCGUGCGCACGGCGGUGCUGUCAACGGCGUCGUCUGGACCGACGACGGCCGGCACCUCGUCACGACGGGCCACGACGAGCGUGUGCGCGUGUGGGACACCGCGACGGGCGCCAACACCCUGGCCAGCUUUGGCCCGACGAUCAAGAACGCGCAUUUGUCCGCCCUGCUGCCGUUGUUGUCGCCCCCAGCGCUUACGGCGCCGGGAAAGGAGCUGUUGUUCUAUCCGAGCGAGCGCGAGAUUCUGGUCUACGAGAUGUUGGAGGGCAGAUUGUUGAAGCGUCUCAAAACGCCGCACCGUUCGAUGGGUACGGUGGGUGCGGCUGGAAACCAGAAGCAGUUGAAGAACCGGACCACGGCGCUGGCGUGGCGCGCGCAUGACGUCGAGGUCUACUCUGCGCAUGCCGAUGGCACGAUUAGGGCGUGGGCGCCACGGACAGAGGAGGACGUCAUGGUGGAUGAUGAAGAAAGAGAGGAGGCGGAGCACGAGGAGCAGACAAGGAAGCGAAAGAGGGAAGCUCUAGAAGAGAUAUACAGGGAUUUUACUAAGAAGCAGAUGACCUUCAAUUAA